Molecule: messenger RNA, 1142 nt
Organism: Centruroides sculpturatus (bark scorpion)
Lineage: Eukaryota; Metazoa; Arthropoda; Arachnida; Scorpiones; Buthidae
Product: UPF0462 protein C4orf33 homolog
Exons: 9
Coding region: 343-1032 (229 amino acids)
Source: RefSeq, a predicted model, not a curated record
CCAUUUUUACAAUACACAAUACAAGCCCUUUGAGUAAUUUUAUAAGAUAGUAAAAAUAUUGUAAACGGGACUAAAAGUACCGUAUAAGUGAAAAUUAUAUCAUAUGGAACUCUUAAGCACUUAGGAGGAGCUAGUAAAUUAACCUAGCUCGAAAUGCAUCUGUAAAAAACAAUAAAAGGAGUUUAUAACCUGAAUUGGCUGUGAGGUAGUCUACCGGAAAGAUUUUUUCGGAUUGAAGAGACUUUCACUAAAUCAACAUAAAACAGCUAAAACAUCGGGAAAUUAAGAACAGUAACAAUUAUUAUCUGUAACAUCGAAGCUGUUGGUAGAUUCCUUGGGAAAAUGGCAUUCAGAUUGGCUGUUAGUUGUACAGUGAUUUUUAUUACAUGGAAUUUUAAAUAUAUAGACUGCAAUGAAUAUUCACCACUUCCUUUCAGGAAAAAAUUUGAGAUCAACACAACUUGGGAUGGAAUUGCGGUAAAUCACGAUCCAGUUGAAAUUACUAUAAACGAGGCUGUAGGAAACGAAGUGAGAGUGCAAGUAUUAGCGCCCUUCUUCGACGAUCCCCCUCCACCUGGAGGAAUUCCUGGCAAGCCAUUCCCUAAAUUAUGGGAAUACGAAGUUGUUGAAAUAUUUUUCUUGGGAAAAGAUGAACGUUACUUGGAAGUUGAACUUAGUCCUCAUGGCCAACAUUUAUUAUUAUUUUUAAAUGGAGCAAGGAAUGCUAUAAAGCAACAACUUCCAUUGAAAUAUGAAGCUAAAAUAAUUGGUAAAAAAUGGUAUGGAUCAGCAAAUAUUCCUGCAGAUUAUUUUCCACCAGGCAUCAAUCUUAUGAAUGCUUAUGCUAUUCAUGGCAAUGACGAAGAUAGAGUUUAUGAAAGUUUAUAUCCAACACCAACAGGAAAAUACCAAAAUCCAGAUUUCCACCGACUUGAAUAUUUCAAACCUUUGGACUUUGAAAAAAUUUUACCAAGUAAUGGGAAUUCUGAUCUGUCCUGGAUAUGGAAAGAAGCUAUCGAGAACAGUUCCUAAGAAGAUAGUUUUUUAUAGCUGUGGAAAACAGAUUUGUGAUCAGAUUUCUAAUUCUAGAAAUGAAAGAAAUUUUUUUUUAUUAUUAAAAAAAUAAAAUCUGAUUACAUGAA